Messenger RNA from Pichia membranifaciens NRRL Y-2026, 345 nucleotides. RefSeq lists its product as hypothetical. The annotation marks the transcript as partial. The transcript has a single exon. Gene Ontology annotation, molecular function: zinc ion binding; DNA binding. Lineage: Eukaryota; Fungi; Ascomycota; Pichiomycetes; Pichiales; Pichiaceae. Gene Ontology annotation, biological process: DNA-templated transcription. The record is from RefSeq and is a predicted model, not a curated record.
GCGCAGGCCGUCUCGGAGCGGUUCUACGCCCAGGCACGGGAGCUGCUGUGGGCAAAGCUGGAAGCCCCCUCGGUGACGUCGCUGCAGGCGUUCCUGCUGCUGGGGCUCUACGACAUGUACCGCGGGCGCAACAGCUCGUGCUGGCUGCUGAGCGGGGUCGGGCUGCGGCUCGGCUUCGACGUGGGCUUCCACCUGUCGCCCAACCUCGCCAGCAGCAAGCGCAGCAUCAACCGGCUGUCGCUGCUCUUCAAGAGCCGCAUCUACUGGGGCUGCUUCAUCGUCGACCACUUCAUCGGCAUGAUUCUGGGCCGGCCGUCCGUGCUGCACAUCGACGACAGCACGCUC